Molecule: messenger RNA, 963 nt
Organism: Cordyceps militaris CM01
Lineage: Eukaryota; Fungi; Ascomycota; Sordariomycetes; Hypocreales; Cordycipitaceae
Exons: 2
Coding region: 1-963 (320 amino acids)
Source: RefSeq, a predicted model, not a curated record
AUGUUGCUCAGGCCACUUGCGCUUGCGGCUAUCGCGGCGGCGUUUAUCAUUGUUCCAGAGAUGUCUGAGAACGAUGAAAAUAUAUUCAAGGCGCUUCCAAUCCAGAGUCACGGCAGCGCAUUCCCCUUUGGUACCCCGAAGUCGGCAUUUGACCAAAGCAUAUCAGUUCCUUGUCGCGGUUGCAGGGGUAGACACACUCAGCUACGCCUAGACUUUACGAUCGAGGAUGAAAAGAAACUAUUGCUCAACGGGUUCGAGCUAUACCCGGAAACCGACCCUUGGGGCGCCGACUUACAGGCUACCGUUGUCAACGGCCACAGGAGGCCAAGGAGCAAGAAGCUUGGCUACAGCCUCGCUGUAUACCCCAAGGCAAUCGCAGAAGAGGAUAAAAUGGAGUUAAUCGAAGUCGACCUGAAAAUCAUCGAAGUUGGCACUCGAUUUGUCGACGGUGUACCCACUGUCAAGGUUGAGCUCAUCAAGACUCCAGGUGGAAACCUCGCCAUGUCCACUGUGGCCUUCGAUCACCCAGUCGAAUCACCGUGCGACACUAUCUGGUGCCGCGCAAAGGAACUGGCAGACAAGCUGUGGGUACAGGCACACCGAAUCAAGAACUGUGGCAAGGCAGCUGUUCCAGAGCCGGGCUCUGAGGCUGAACCUAUGCCGCCGUCGUAUUCCGACUUGCAUGAUGCGGGGGAUAUCAAGGUAACGGAGCCUACCAUUACCUCCAAGAAGGAAUGGCGUCAUCUUAUGAAGAGCGUCCUUGGACAUAUCAUUAUGCCCAUUUUUAUGGGAGUCACGGCCGGGGUCGCUAUCGCGUUUCUCGCGCUUUGCAUUCAAAGCAUAGCUGGGCGCUUUAUCAGUUUUGUCCGCGGCAAGCGUCGUAGCGACAGGCGCGACGAAUCUCACAAAGCGACGUACAAUGAGCAGGCCACCUCGGAGGAAAAGGUACAGCUGAUGGCAUAG